Micromonas pusilla CCMP1545 is the source of this 177-nucleotide messenger RNA. RefSeq lists its product as uncharacterized. Gene Ontology annotation, biological process: vesicle-mediated transport. The transcript has a single exon. NCBI's taxonomy places the organism in Eukaryota, Viridiplantae, Chlorophyta, Mamiellophyceae, Mamiellales, Mamiellaceae. Bases 1 to 177 code for a protein of 58 amino acids. The record is from RefSeq and is a predicted model, not a curated record. Gene Ontology annotation, cellular component: membrane.
AUGAACGCGGCGGCGUUGGAGUCGGCGCGACGCGCGAAGGACGCGACGCGAUCGCUCGAGCGCGGGAUGCUCUCGCUGAACCAGAUCUUCCUCGACAUGGCCAACCUCGUGACGACCCAGGUGCGACUCGGGCGCGUUCUAUACACUGCUUCCCAUACGAUCGCGUUCGCGUUGUGA